Cylindrotheca closterium is the source of this 1785-nucleotide messenger RNA. The record is from the annotation of a GenBank genome assembly. NCBI's taxonomy places the organism in Eukaryota, Bacillariophyta, Bacillariophyceae, Bacillariales, Bacillariaceae.
AUGACCGUAACAGUACAAGAGAAUCGACAUAAAAAGGAAACUGCUGGCCUUGACCUUUGUGCUCUUAGAAUUCGACACCCAGAGAUUGGAACAAAGAGAGUUUUUCGGAAAUCGAAGCGAUCGCGUAGCAUGAGUGAUUUGGCAAUGUCUCAUCAUAGCGAACCGCAUCAACCUCAGGCAGCGGUAUCAUCUAACGCUGUUUUCAAUCCCUUAACAGUAGGAGAAGAACAAAUUGCCGGAGUGGGAGGGAGUGUGGUGGAUGAUCUCAUGAGUGUUUAUGAGAGUAUGACUCAAUCAAAGACGCCUCACCCAAACCAUCAUCAACAAUCAAAGCCAAUGGUGCAGCACGGGCAAUAUGACCAGUAUGGGAGUCCGGAUCAAGAUCACCAGAUGCAAGCACCGCAACCCCACAUACCACAGCAGCAAUCACCGAUGGUUCAGCAAUACAAUAUACCGGACCAUGUCUAUCCCCAACAUGUCCCAGCUCCGCAAAUGCAAUACCAGCAGCCACCGCAGCAAGUUUAUGGUGGCUAUCAAAAUUACCAACAGCAUUUUGCGCCACCAGUUCAAAACUAUGCACCCCUGGACCAACAAAACCAACAGCAUCAGCAACAAAUGCCUAAACCUGAAGAAGAAGAUGAUUCGGAUGAAAUGGAAGAGCAACCUCGCAAGAAGCGAAAAGGAUCUUCCAAGGCCAAGGGACGCAAGAAGGGGAAGAACUCUGAUGGACGAUGGUCAAAGAGGUUUACUUGGCCUGAUGAUUUGCAUCGUGAUUUUGUCUCGGCAAUCUUCGACGUGGGUCUUAAGCACUCAUCACCAUCAACGAUUAUGGAACACAUGCCCAAGAAUCCAGACAUUACAACUGAACGGAUUAAGAGUCAUUUGCAGAAAUAUCGUCUUCAUCGUCAAAAGUCGAAGGAAGACUUCAUGUCUUCCUACGAGGCAUCGCUGAACAAGUUUCAAGAGAAGGGAUUGUCAAAUGUCAAGUCUUUGACAAAUGCGGACGCAGCUGCACAUCUGACGUAUUCUGCCACCAUGGAUCCUACCAAGGUUGCCGUCCCACCUACCCUUGCUCCCCUUCCAAGCCAAGAAGUGGCCGCUCGCCCUGCACAGCCAAUCGUAUAUUCGCCAAAUGUCAACGAGGCGCUUAUGCUUCCUCAGCUGACUGAAGCGGAGAAAAAGAGUCCGAUUGGUGCUUCAAUGGGAUAUUUGAUGGGUCUGUUUUUCUCAUUGAAACAGCAACUGGCAGCACAACGUAGUCUUUCCAACACCGACAAGAUGAAUAAUCAUUCCGCUUUGCAUACUACUACUGUGGUUCAAAAGGUUGCAGAUGCUGAAGAAGUCACCCGUGAGUCACCCUCUCACAUGCACUCAGGCAACAGUAUAGCUUCUACUGCCUGCACGGAAGAAACAACAUCCUCUACACAUCCUGCAACUCGCAACAUUGAAGUCAAUAGCCACAUGAAACGUGACAUGCAGAAUCAAAUGGCAUUCCAGAACAAGAUGCGUGCCCUGAAGCUACAAGAAUUGAAUAAGAUUAAAAAAGUGGGAGACGGGAAGGAUCUACCUGCUGCUGCUGCUGCUGCUGCUGGACACCCACCGCAACACGGAGAUGACGAAGCUGAUGAAGGCCAAGUUGCUGGAGAAAACGGUGGACACGAUGGAGCAGAUGGGGCACAAGGGGGUGCUAUGAGAAGCAGAGGAAUUUCAAUAGCAGCGUCCGAUGACUUUUGGAAUAGCGACGUUGUCGACGAGCAGCUGUUUGAAUUUCUUAUGAAUCAUUAA